GCGGGUCUGGCGGCGGCGGCGGCGCCUGGCCAAUGGAGAGGCGCGGCCCCGGGCGCCGCGCUCUGCCGCCGGCAUUUAAACGGGAGACGGCGCGAUGCCUGGCACUCGGUGCGCCUUCCGCGAACCGGGCGACCCAGUGCACGGCCGCCGCGUCACUCUCGGUCCCGCUGACUCCGCGCCGAGCCCCGGCGGCUCUGGCCGCGGCCGCACUCAGCGCCACGCGUCGAAAGCGCAGGCCCCGAGGACCCGCCGCACUGACAGUAUGAGCCGCACAGCCUACACGGUGGGAGCCCUGCUUCUCCUCUUGGGGACCCUGCUGCCGGCUGCUGAAGGGAAAAAGAAAGGGUCCCAAGGUGCCAUCCCCCCGCCAGACAAGGCCCAGCACAAUGACUCAGAGCAGACUCAGUCGCCCCAGCAGCCUGGCUCCAGGAACCGGGGGCGGGGCCAAGGGCGGGGCACUGCCAUGCCCGGCGAGGAGGUGCUGGAGUCCAGCCAAGAGGCCCUGCAUGUGACGGAGCGCAAAUACCUGAAGCGAGACUGGUGCAAAACCCAGCCGCUUAAGCAGACCAUCCACGAGGAAGGCUGCAACAGUCGCACCAUCAUCAACCGCUUCUGUUACGGCCAGUGCAACUCCUUCUACAUCCCCAGGCACAUCCGGAAGGAGGAAGGUUCCUUUCAGUCCUGCUCCUUCUGCAAGCCCAAGAAAUUCACUACCAUGAUGGUCACACUCAACUGCCCUGAACUACAGCCACCUACCAAGAAGAAGAGAGUCACACGUGUGAAGCAGUGUCGUUGCAUCUCCAUCGAUUUGGAUUAAGCCAAAUCCAGGUGCACCCAGCCUGUCCUAGGAAUGCAGCCCCAGGAAGUCCCAGACCUAAAACAACCAGAUCCUUUCUUGGCUUAAACCUAGAGGCCAGAAGAACCCCCAGCUGCCUCCUGGCCGGAGUUGCUUGUGCGUAGUUCGUGUGCAUGAGUGUGGAUGGGUGCCUGUGGGUGUUUUUAGUCACCAGAGGAAACACAGUCUCUGCUAGAGAGCACUUCCUAUUUUGUAAACAUAUCUGCUUUAAUGGGGAUGUACCUGAAACCCAUAUCACCCCGGCUCACAUCUAAAGGGGCGGGGCCAUGGUCUGGUUCUGCCUUUGUGUUUUUGUGCCCUCCUGGGGACCAGAAUCUCCCUUCGGAAUGAAUGUUCAUGGAAGAGGCUCCUCUGAGGGCAAGAGACCUGUUUUAGUGCUGCAUUCGACAUGGAAAAGUCCUUUUAACCUGUGCUUGCAUUCUCCUUUCCUCCUCCUUCCCACAGUCCAUCCCUUAAGUUGUCAGUGAGUAUGUCAGUCUGGUCUCUUGCUUGCCAAGGUUUCUAAAUUAAUUCACUUAACCAUGAUGCAAAUGUUUUUCAUUUUGUGAAGACCCUCCAGACUCUGGGAGAGGCUGGUGUGGGCAAGGACAAGCAGGAUAGUGGAGUGAGAAAGGGAGGGUGGAAGGUGAGGCCAAAUCAGGCCCAGCAGAAGUCAGUAGGGACAUUGCAGAAGCUUGAAAGGCCAAUACCAGAACACAGUGAGGCUGAUGCCUCUGAGAAAGUCUUUUCCUAGUAUUUAACAGAACCCAAGUGAGCAGAGGAGAAAUGAGAUUGCCAGAAGGUGAUUAACUUUGGCUGUCACUGCGAUCUGUUCAAACCUAACACCAAACUGAAAACAUAAAUAUUGACCACUCCUAUGUUCAGACCCAAGCAAGUUAGCUAAACCAAACCAACCCCUGCUUUGUCCCUCAGGUGGAAAAGAGGGGUAGUUUAGAACUCUCUACACAGGGGUAGGAAUUAAACAGAAACCUCAGAGGCUGAAAUUCCUAAUGCCUUUCCUUUUUCGUGGUUAUAAUCAGCUGAUUUCCAGUUCACUAUUUCCCAUAAUGCUUCUGAGAGCCACUAACCUGAUUGAUAAAGAUUCUGCCUCUUCUGAGUGUACCUGACAGUAGUCUAAGAGAGAGUUUAGGGACUACUCUGUUUUAGCAAGAGAUAUUUUGGGGGUCUUUUUGUUUUAACCAUUGUCAGGAGAUUGGGCUAGAGAGAACAGGAGGAGAGUAAGGAAAUAAAGGGAAUUGCCUCUGGCUAGAGAGUAGUUAGGUGUUAAUACCUGGUAGAGAUAUAAGGGAUAUGACCUCCCUUCCUUUAUGUGCUCACUGAGGAUCUGAGGGGACCCUGUUAGGUGAGGACAGCAUCAUGGUGUAUUCGCUGUCCAUCUGCUACUGGUUGGAUGGACCUAACAUUGUAACUAUUCAGUAUCUACUGGUAGGCACUGUCCUCUGAUUAAACUUGGCCUACUGCCAAUGCCUACUUAGGAUUUAUCUAAGGGCCAAAGUGCAGGGUGGGUGAAUCUUAUUGCACUUCGGAUUUGGUUAACCUGUUUUCUUCAAGCCUGAGAUUUUAUAUACAAACUCCCUGAAUACUCUUUUUGCCUUGUAUCUUCUCAGCCUCCUAGCCAAGUCCUAUGUAAUAUGGAAAACAAACGCUGUAGACUUGAGAUUCAGUUGCCCAUCAAAGCUCUGGCAUUCAGAGAACCCUUGCAACUCGGGAAGCUAUUUUUAUUUUGUUUUUGUUUUGAUCCAGUGCUCUCCCAUCUAACAACUAAACAGGAGCCAUUUGAAAGCGGGAGAUAUUUUAAACACCCAAAAUGUUGGGUCUAAUUUUCAAACUUUUAAACUCACUACUGAUGAUUCUCACACUAGGUGAAUUUGUCCAAACACAGUGUGUGUGUGUUUUGUAUACACUGUAUUGAUCCUGCCCCAAAUCUUCGUAUUGUCCACAUUCUCCAACGAUAAAGCACACAGUGGAUUUAAUUAAGCACACAAAUGCUAAGGCAGAAUUUUGAGGGUGGGAGAGAGGAAAAGGGAAAGAAGCUGAAAAUGUAAAACCACACCAGAGAGGAAAAAUGACAUUCAGAACCAGCGAACACUGAAUUUCUCUUGUUUUAACUGCCACAAGCAUGCAAUUUUGUUAACAGAGAUGACUUAAGUUGGCAGCAGUAAUCUUCUUUUAGGAGCUUGUACCACAGUCUUGCAUAUAAGUGCAGAUUUGGCCCAAGUAAAGAGAAUUUCCUCAACACUAACUUCAUUGGAUAAUCAGCAGCAUAACUACCCUAAAAGCACAUCACUAGCCAAAGAGGGAAAUAUCUGUUCUUCUUACUGUGCCUAUAUUAAGACUAGUACAAAUGUGGUGUGUCUUCCAACUUUCAUUGAAAAUGCCAUAUCUGUAACAUAUUUUAUUCGAGUCACUGAUGAUGUAAUGAUAUAUUUUUUCAUUAUUAUAGUAGAAUAUUUUUAUGGCAAGAUAUUUGUGGUCUUGAUCGUACCUAUUAAAAUAAUGCCAAACACCAAAUAUGAAUUUUAUGAUGUACACUUUGUGCUUGGCAUUAAAAGAAAAAAAACACAUAUCCUGGAAGUCUGUAAGUUGUUUUUUGUUACUGUAGUUCUUCAAAGUUAAGAGUGUAAGUGAAAAAUCUGGAGGAGAGGAUAAUUUCCACUGUGUGGAAUGUGAAUAGUUAAAUGAAAAGUUAUGGUUAUUUAAUGUAAUUAUUAAUUCAAAUCCUUUGGUCACUGUAAUUUCAAGCAUGUUUUCUUUGUCUCCUUUAUAUGACUUUCUCUGAGUUGGGCAAAGAAGAAGCUGGCACACUGUAUGUUGUUAGAGUCUUUUAUCUGGUCGGGGGAAACAAAAUCUUGACCUAGCUGAACAUGUGUUCCUGAGUCAGUGCCUGAACCUUUACUUUUUAAACUGAAUGUUCCUUAAAGGUUAACAUUUCUAAAGCAAUAUUAAGAAAGACUUUAAAUGUUAUUUUGGAAGACUUAUGAUGCGUGUAUACAAACAAAUAGCAGAUAAUGAUGAAUAGUUCACACGUAAAGUCCUUUUAAGGAGAAAAUGUAAAAUGAAAAGUGGAUAAACAGAACAUUUAUAAGUGACCAGUUAAUGCCUAAGAGUGAAAGUAGUUCUAUUGAUUUGUCAUUCCUCAAGAUAUUUAAUAUCAACUGCAUUAUGUAUUAUGUUGGCUUUAAUCAUUUAAAAGCAGCAAAGAAUUAUAUCGACUAUGAUUGAGGUACCUUGCUGUGUAGGAGGAUGAAAGGGGAGUUGAUAGUCUCAUAAAACUAAUUUGGCUUCAAGUUUCAUGAAUCUGUAACUAGAAUUUAAUUUUCACCCCAAUAAUGUUCUAUAUAGCCUUUGCUAAAGAGCAACUAAUAAAUUAAACCUAUUCUUUC
Messenger RNA from Symphalangus syndactylus (siamang), 4239 nucleotides. RefSeq names its product gremlin 1, DAN family BMP antagonist (gene GREM1). Gene Ontology annotation, biological process: animal organ morphogenesis. Gene Ontology annotation, molecular function: receptor ligand activity; BMP binding. The record is from RefSeq and is a predicted model, not a curated record. NCBI's taxonomy places the organism in Eukaryota, Metazoa, Chordata, Mammalia, Primates, Hylobatidae.